CAUUGGAAACACCUACACCAUUGCCGGUGAUUUGUUGAGAGAUCAUUGGUUUGUUUUUGUUGGUGUUUUCUGCUUUUGGUUUACAUUCCCAUUUGUUUAUUUUCAUGUUCGUGUUAAAAUUGCAUAGAUGCUUGCUACAUUACAAUUCUCUACCUUAAGACUCCACUGGAGAAAUUUGAAAUGGAGUAUAAAAAAAAUAUAGAUCUUUGCUGCUCAAAUCUGGCUAGUAGUAAAGUUGCAGAUAGGAAAAAGUACAGUGAAAAGUUGUCCACAAUUUUGGAUGACCAUGAUGUUAUAGAAACUCUCAAUGAUGGCAUAUUCAAGUGGGAAAACCUAGUGUAUGCUGUGCAAGAAUAUUUAAAAAAGGAAGCAGAGAAAAAUGCUGAGGAUAUUAAAAAGAAAGGAACUUCUGUCAUCCCACCUAGGCCAGAUAUUUUUUUAAAAGUAAUAAAAUUAGCUGUAGCACAAGGUAAUAUAAAUAUUUCACAUUUGGUUGGAUACUUCAUAGGGUGCUUAAAAGACAACAGAAUGAAAAGAUGUUAUGAGGAUACAUUUUUGCAUCUUACAGAGAACUGCAUUUUAAAUAAGGCUGAAUGUAGGGAAAAGUUGAAGCAAUAUGACUGGAUAGAAUUGUACAAGUGCUUAAAACUACUCCACAGAGAAAAAUCAAACAACAGUUUGGUUGACAACUGUUUGACUUUAACAAUAAAAUGGGGACCAAGCAAUGGAUUUCCUUUCAAAGUACUGAGAGAAGAAUUUGACUUUAUUACAGAAUUCUGCCAAAGAUGCAACACAAAUCUACAAAGACGCAUCAAGGAGAAUAUUGUUACUGUUGCGGUUGAGUUUACUAAAGCUAAUGCCAAAGACAGUAGGAUGGCUUGUUGCAAGUUUGGAGAGAAUAUAGUUGAACAUUUCAUAGAUAUCUAUGAUACUGCCGAAAAUGUUUUGAAGGUACUGCUCAUAGAGUUUUUCCUAUUGCAAACUGUGAUACAUCACCCUGAUGGUGCAUAUGAAAAUGAACCACGUUCAUAUGCGCAUAACUGGACUUCCUGGAACAAAUAUUUGAGGUGGAUUUAUACACUGUUGAACAAAGAAAUCCAUAAGUGCUUCAAAUCCCACUCUUUCAGUGGUUGCUUUUUCAUUGUUAAGGGACAGUACAACACCUUAGCGAAGGAUUUUUUAAUUCUUUUUGUCGACGUCAGCAGACAGGUAUUCCGCAAGCCUGACAUAGACGUAUCUAUGACAAUUGAUUGCAGCACAGCAGAACAAGGACCGCAAAAAAGACAAAAAUUAGACUUGGGAUUGAAGUCUUAUAUAAAUAAAGUUGAACUAACAAAAUCAUGGUUAUGGAUUCGAAUCACAUCACAGAUUUUACAAAAAUACCCAGAUUUAAUUGACAUUGGAGACUACAAAACAUUUUUGAGAAUAUUGUACACAGUUCAAAUUGAAUCCAACGAACCUAAUGUUCUGAAUAAUGUAUACAGUUGCUUUAGUACCAUGUUGAAUAUCAUCGAUGACGUGUCUAAAGAUGCGUUAGAAUCCCAGGAAAUUGCUGCACUUUGGAAUGACAUAGGUGUCGCUACAAUGAGAGCAUUUACGUUGAAUCAAGAACGAGACGUAACCGAAAAGUUACUAGAAGCUCUCAUUCUUAGGAAAAUUAUUUCUUUCGACAGUAUCCAAGAAACUUAUACUUCAGGGAUUUUUAGUUUGACUAGUCAAAGUAUAAGCACUAUUAACACUGGGCUACAAUCUGUUGUGUUAUAUCUGUCCAAGGAAACUCAAACAAAAAUGAUAAAAUGUAUCUUGAACGUAAACAAUUUCAAAAAUUGCAACUUUUUGCUAAAGCGAGAAACUGCCAGUGUGCUGAUAAACUUAACACAAAGACAAUGGCUCAGUGUAAAGACGCAAAAGGAACAAUCUGUGUCAGAUGCUUAUGCCGAGAUCAAACAGAUCUAUUAUAUGAAUGCUUUUGAGAAAGUUCUCAUUGAAACUAAUAACGAACUCGAAUAUAUGGAUCUCAAAUCUACGAAUAUUGAUACUGACAUUUAUUUCAUACUCAUUGACACGUUAAAGUCGCUUGUCAACAAUAUCCCAGACAAUAUAGAAGUUCAGCUCAGCAUGUGCGUUUUGAUAUUGAAUAUACUAAAUUGUUUAUUUGUGUAUGGCAUGAGGAUGCUGGAUCACGAAGCGCUACACACCAUGUUUAAAAAUGUGUUUAACAGUGUAAACAAAAACCAUUUUGACAUAGAAGGGAAACAGGAAGCUGAAAGAAGAAAAAUUCUGGGAUAUAUAAGAAUUCUUGACGAAUCGUAUUCUCAUGAAUUUCACCAGUCAUUGGUUAAGCUUGUAAGACAAACGGUACCCCAGGAGGUACUUAAAUUAUUAGUGAAAAGUUUGAACAUUCUUCAAGAUGAUAAAAAUAGAUCUGACCUAUCAUUCCAGUUGAAACAAGCUAUUAUAAAAAAUCUGUCAAAAUUUGCGUGUAUUGGUGACACCCCAACUGAGAGACAGCUCCAUGUCUUAGAAGUCUUAGCUCUUCCUAAUUACGAUUGCACCAUUGCAGAUGAUUAUUUUUUGCUUCUCACUUUUUUGAAAACAUUUAAACAAGCAACACCUGGAGCGUUACCAAGCAUCGUCUUCAGCAAUAUUUUGAAGCUAUUGCAAGAAGUUUGUGUCGCAAGAUACGAAUAUUCUGAGGAUGCUGCUAACGUUUUGAGUGUCUUACAUGAUCUCUAUCCGCAUUUAGCACUUUCGGAUGACGAGGAUGAUAAGCAUACAGGGGUGGCAUUGUUAAAACCAUUUUAUGAAAAUAUGGAGAAUUAUAACCCCAAAGUAUUAGUUACUUUGUUGAAUUGUUUGAAGCAAUUAUUCAAGGUGGAUCCUCAAUUUACCUUCUCCUUGUGGUCUGGAGUUGAAGUAAUCAACUUUGUCCCAGCGUUUCUGUGUAACGACUGUCAAGUGGUGAGGUUUGCAGCUAUAGAAACGCUGGUUACGUUUUUCAAAAUUAGAUGCGAGACUGGGCAACUUCGAAGUUUCCAUAGGCAAGAAGAAACGUUCAUCAUGGUUUAUGAAAUGAGUUUAAAAGUAGUCGGAAUGGCAUGUAGUUCUAGUGAAGAACAUAAAGAGGAUGAAAUGAUAUCUAGAAGAGCUAGUGUUCUGCAGACUUUUGCUAAUAUCAUCAUAUACUGUCCAGAAUGGAUUGAAGAAUGUAUAUAUGCGAUGUUGAAAAUUUCAGUAAUGAAAAAAUUAGGAUCCCUAUCACAAAUAUUUUGUAUAAUUAAUCAGAAUCUCAAAUUACCUCAAGACACUAACUUGAUGGAAAAAUAUCUCGAAAAUAUUCUGGAAAAAUGGGCGAGCGAAGACUUGGAUAUGAAUCAAUUCCAGUUUCACUUAUUUGGAUGCGAAACCAAGUCGCAUUUUUAUAAAAAAUAUUUUGAUAUUUGUGUACCUCUUUUCAUAACGUCUGAUAGGAAAGAUCUGAUAGAGGUAGCUAGACAGCUUAAAUUGAGCGAAAAUGACAUUGUACAGAGGACAUCAGCUAAGGUGUUUGUACGAAGUUUCACUGCAGAUGUCGACAAUUUAUCUGUGGAAGUAUUUCAGAAAAACAAGGUUUUGGCUUAUUACGCUCAUGUGGUAGGGCACGAGAACUUACUGCGUUGUUUAACCGAAGGGUUAGAUGAAAUCAUGUCAUUACUAAUGAAUCUCCUUACUGAUAACGAAUAUAUUCUCGAAUCCUUUGGAGCAUCUGUCAUAUUUCCGUUAAAAAAAUUAACGUUGAUUCAGAUGAAGCAAUGCAUCAAUUUCAUCGAGAUUUUGCUCUGUGAUAACCAGAAUAUCGUGAAAUUCUUCAAGAAAAAAUUGCAUAAACUUCAGAAAGUGUUAUUUGUUCUGAAGUCGAAUAUCUACGAAUCUCUUACGACAAGCGAAAAGAUCAAAUCGCUCCAUAGAUACGUGGUUUUUAUACGUUUAGUGAUUGAGAACAUAGAAGAAGAAGCACCAUGGGUACAUUACUUCAUAAGAGACACAGUGUAUGGUCUGAUCAAUAUGAUAUCAAAUUCAAACAAAGAUGCACAGUUUGGUUUGGUCUGUUGCAAAGCAUUUGAAGUAUUUUUGAAGGAUAUUAUACCUUCGCGAUUUGAGAUGUUUGAUGAAUAUCUUGUAUUUACCAUCAAUUCAUUGAAGGCCUUGGUUGUACAGCAACCGACUUUAAAAAGUAUUUGUUUGGAUCUUCUUGAUUUUUUGAUUGUGAAAAACUCUCAGAUUAUUCAUCGAGGCAUAGGAAAACUAGAGUUUCCACAGCAUCCCGACUACGAUAAAAUCGUGAGAGUUUAUAGAAGUUUGAACGGUAACACAGAACCAACAUUAGAAGAAGAAAUUAACAAUUAUUUGAAACAAGAUUAUUCAAGUACUCGCGAAGACAGCCUAGUGCAUCUGAAAAGCGUUUUGUCUUCGAAAAAGACAGACUUGAAGAAAUUAUAUGAAACCGUGCAAAGAUCCAGAGGAUUUUCAGAUGAUUGUGAAAGAAGUCUAAUACAUAGACUCGUUUGUAGUUUAGCGAAACUUUGCUGUUCACCUUGUGAACGAGAAAGUUUUGAAGCAGCUAGAUGUUUAGGCGAGCUUGGCCCAGCAGAUCUAGGAACGUUGAUCUUGAAACCAGAAAAGAACUUUUCUCAUCCAACUUUAAUAUCUUUGGAACUACUUGUUGCCCAGGUAUUACUAGUUUUGACAGAAUACAUUGUUGAUCCAGACAUUUUAGUUGUGAAGGCGGCUAGUGACGCUUUGUAUGAAAUCUUGAUCAGCAAAGAAAGUCGCAAGAUUAUUGAUGCCAGCAUUGAUUUGGGUACGGGAACAAUAAACAAAAAAUACAUACUGCCUUAUUUUCGCACACAACCGUCAACAACUAAACUAACGAUUGACUUGUCGUUGUUCAAAUCAAAAGUAGGGUCUGAUAGCCUUUGGUGCCCUUCAAAUGAUGUCCCUCACAAUGUCUGGAUUACAAAGUUACUAACAACGAUUUUGGAAACUGUUUCUGAUGGUUGCUUUUUGCAAAAAUUGGUCGAUGUUGCGAAAUUGAAGCCAAAGUUUUGCGAAAAAGCGUUACCUUAUCUUACAAAUUUCAUUCUCAGCCUGAAGGAGAGAGAUUUAUCAGACAUAUUAUCGCAAAAAAUUAAUUAUUUCUUCUCGUGUCACUGGGAUAGAACUGUCACGAACGAUUCCAAUAUUGAUUCUGUGAUAACUAACAAAAAAUCUGUGAAGUGCAUGCUAGAUGUGGUUGAAGUUAAUAGGCUACCAGAUAAUACUAAGUCAAGAAUAACUCCCUUGAAUAUAAACUUCUUGAAAGCUGCUAACGCGGCAGAAUUUUGCUCAGCUCACUUCACGGCUCUGUUAUAUUCUGACUUAUGGUGUCAAACAAAAAUUGAUGAGAUUUUGGAUAGAAAUAAUCCGUUAGCUGAGCAACGCUCUACGAUGUUAGAUACCAUUUAUGAAAAUGAAAGCGAAGAAAUAGGAGAGGCCUUACAAAAUAUACUGAGAAACGCUUAUAAAGCGGUAGGAGAUUUAGAUGCUUUAUCAGGUUGUGGGACAUACUUCUUGUUGAAACCGCAGACUCGGGUAGAGCAUUACAGGCAGUUCGAAAAUUGGGAACGUGUUGUACAAUUUUAUGCAAUCAAAUCGCCAAUGGACAGGGACGAUUUGAGGAAUCUCAUGGAAAGCUUCAAAUCAUGUCGUUUGUACCAAAUUCCUUUGUUGUGUAGUAAGGAGUAUGAGAAAGAAAUGGAACAGACACAGUACGAAUGCUUAUGGAGAUUAUCUGAGUGGGAUACAUGUGAUAAGAAUCCAUCAGAUGUCAUUAGCAGUGUUCGUUUCGAAGAAAGCAGAUACUUUGCUCUAAAAUCUCUUCAUGGUAACAACUACACGCUGUUCGACCAGUUCGAAAAACUUCAGGUACAGUCUGUGAUAGAAAACUUGAAGCAUAUUAGUUUCGAAAGCAGUCAUAAUUUGUACCCAGUCUUGAUGCAGUUGCAGUCAGUUGUUGAUGCAGAAGAUUAUGCUGAGUGUAGUAAAGUGAAGGACUUUGGAAAAUUGCUGACUAAGUGGCAGCUGCAAUUUGAUAUUUUGAAGAAUAACUAUCACUAUUUGGAGCCUGUUGUAGCACAAAGAGCGACAUUACUAAAGGAUUAUCUGAGAACUAAUGAAUCUCCUGUUUUGGAGCAGUAUCUUACAGAAAUGCUUUUUGAUUUAUCAAAUCUAUGCAAGGAUGAAAAGCAGUUUAAAGAUGGAUGGAAGGUUUUGGAAGAUUUGAAAAAAAUUGUGAAACAGAAUGAUAAAACUAAGAACGCAAUGAUUCAACUUCUUGAUGCUCAGCUCUCGUGGAUGACAGGAGAUGGAACUUUGGCAAAGCAUAUAUUGAAUAAACUGUCCAAAAAUGAAGAUAUUGGACCAAGGCUUCGGGCAUUGGCAUUAAAACAGCUUGGAGAAUACCUCAGCGAUACUAAUUCUGAAAAUACGCUAACGAUAAUCAAUGAUUAUUAUCGUAAGUCGAUCAGUCUGAUGACAUCUGCCGCAGAAAGAGACGAGGAUAGAUGCAAUAUCGAUACAUAUGAAAAAUGUGCUACAUUCAUGGACCAACAGUAUCAACAGGUUAAUAAUUAUAUGAAGACAGAGUUGUUCCAAAGAAAAGUUCUGCAUAUGCAGUCAUCGAAAAAGACGGCAUCCGAAAUUGAAAAACAAAGAAAGAAAACGAGAGAUGAGGCCAGGGCAGCGGCGAUACACAAUAGACAAAGCAAUAUUGACGAAGUUGAAAUAAGAAAUCUUAAGCAAGAAAGGUGUCAGUAUUUGAAGAUGGCAAUGGAAUUCUAUUUGAAGAGCUUAAAGAAUGGCGACAACAAAAUGCUCAUUUUCCGCGCAGUAUCUCUGCUACUAGAAAAUAGAAGCAAUCAAGAUAUUGUUGAUCUAACUAAGAAAUAUUUGGAAAUACCCAGUUACAAGUACAUCACAAUGUUACCCCAGCUCAUACCUCACAUCACAGAUGAUAGCGGUGAUAAUUUCAAUCACGUCGUGAACGCGAUUGUACUGAAAUGUGCUGAGGAACAUCAACAUCACACUAUUCCUAUAAUAUUAUCGCUGCUUAAUGCUCAUAAGGAUAAGGAAUAUAGCAGCGGACAAACGAAAACUAUUAGCAAUGACGGAAGAGUAGCUGCAGCGAAAAAUCUAAUCACAAAACUUAAUAAGAACAAAACCACUGCAAGAUACAUCGAAAAAUUGCAAAAUGUUUGUCUAGCAUUGAUCGAAUUGGCAUAUUACAUCCCUCCAAUGGCCAGUGACAAAAAGAAGGAGUAUGCUAUACCCAAGGGGUUGAAAAUAAUGAAAAUAAAAAAUUUCAAUGACAUUCCAUUACCAAUAUGUAGUUUGGAGGUAAACCCGAGCAAAAACUAUGAUCGAAUGAUAGGUAUAGCUUCGUUUGCGGACGUUUUCUAUCCAGUGGGCGGAAUCAAUGCUCCUAAGAGAACUUUUUGCAUCGGAACAGAUGGAAAGAAGCGCUCCAUGUUGGUCAAAGGACACGAUGACCUUAGACAAGACGCGGUUAUGCAACAGGUGUUUACGAUAAUGAACAACUUACUAUCAUCUGGCAAACAAACUAAAAAUUUAUUGAUACGAACGUACAAAAUUGUCCCAUUAUCUAUGAGAAGUGGCGUUUUGGAAUGGGUGGAUAACAGUAUGACUAUCGGAAGUUAUCUUGUGGGAGACGCUGAAAACAAAGACGUUGGAGCACAUGUGACUUAUCGGCCGCGUGACAGGAAACCUAAAUAUUGUAGGGACGCCCUUGCGGCAUGUGCUGGCAAAUCACCAGAACAAAAACUAGCCACCUACAAGAAGAUCUGUCACGAAUUCAAGCCGGUGUUCCACAAAUUUUUCGAGUCUACCUUUCCGCAUCCUUCGAUAUGGUACGAACGAAGGCGGGCGUAUGUUCGCAGCGUUGCAACUGCUAGCAUGUGCGGUUACGUUUUAGGUAUCGGAGAUAGACAUGUUCAGAACAUUCUGAUUGAUAAAACCACUGCGGAGGUUAUUCACAUCGAUUUUGGUAUUGCGUUUGAACAAGGAAAGAUACUGCCAACCCCAGAGACAGUUCCUUUUAGAUUGACACGAGAUAUUGUUGAUGGCAUGGGGGUCUCGGGAGUUGAAGGUGACUUCAGGAGGUCAUGCGAAAAAACGAUGGAGGUACUAAGACAACACUACCAAACUAUAAUAUCGAUAUUGGAAGUACUUUUGUAUGAUCCAUUAUACGCUUGGACUGUCACUUCUGCUGAAGCUAAUAAACGUCAAACUGAUGAGAGCAAUUCUAGCAGAAAUAGUUCCCCUAAUUCUACAGAAGAAGAAAAUCACAUUAACAUAACUGCUGAUCGAGCUUUACUAAGGAUUCGAGAGAAACUACAAGGUACAGAGUUAGGCCAUCCUACAACCAUUGAACACCAAGUUGGGACAUUGAUUCAGCAGGCUACAGACCCUGCUAAUUUGUGCAAAUUGUUUGUUGGUUGGCAGCCAUAUUUAUAAAGUGAAAUAGUUCGCUUAUAUGUAAGUCCAGUAUUUGUUUAUGUUUUUAAGUUUUUUGUUACCUGUUCGUUCAUAUAUCUGUGAGAUAUUCACGGUAAGGAAAACUCGAAUGCGAGUUUCUUUGGCGUUUUUGAUAUGUUACCUAUGGCCACUUUAACAAAAGUGAGCUUCUCCGUGACUAAUAUCUUAGAAAUUAUUUUUUCAGAAAAAAAAAGUAAUAAAGCCAUGUUAUAAGUACAAUG
Molecule: messenger RNA, 8792 nt
Organism: Acanthoscelides obtectus
Lineage: Eukaryota; Metazoa; Arthropoda; Insecta; Coleoptera; Chrysomelidae
Source: the annotation of a GenBank genome assembly